CCGAGCAAAGCUGUCAUCUACCUCCCAUCUUCUCUAGCCGACAACUGGGUUUUUUUCGACCGUGUACGGCAGGCCUCCGAGUAGGUCUGACGCACAGGAUACUACCUCUGUGCUUUUCAGGCGGAAUAUCAGCUUUUAUCGACAUUCCCUCCGCGUUUACAAGAAGACGCAAGAUGAAGUUGGACAAGGGUUGGAUGUGGUGCACGCUGCUCCUCUUCUCCUCGGCUGUGGCGGCUGUAGUGGCCCAGCAGCAGCAGUCGGAGGUUGGUGUCUCAGACAGCGAUGAAGAUAUGGGGUUGGAUGAGGAGGAAUUAAAGGUUCUGAUGGCAGAAGAGGAGCAGGAGGAAGAGGAGGAGGCGACAGUGAUGGACGAUGACCACGUCGAUGAGACUGACGCCACAGAAAAUGGGAAGGCUGGCAAAGCUGGAACGGAUGCAAAUGUCUCCUUUCAGGUAACAUACAAGACUCCCGUUCCCACUGGAGACGUUUACUUAGCAGAGACGUUUGAUGAUGGAUCAUUGGACAGUUGGCAGCUGUCACAGACAGUGAAGGGAGAUGCAGAUGAUGACAUCGCCAAAUAUGAUGGGAAGUGGGCUGUGGAGCAGCUAAAGGAGAACAAAGUUCCAGGAGACAAGGGUCUGGUGCUAAAGUCCCGAGCCAAACACCACGCUAUCUCUGCAAUGCUCAACAAACCCUUUGUCUUCCAGGAUGAGCCUCUGGUUGUGCAGUAUGAGGUGAAUUUCCAGGAUGGUAUCGACUGUGGUGGAGCCUACAUCAAACUGCUGUCAGACACUAGCAAUCUCAAUCUGGAGCAAUUCCACGACCGUACACCUUACACCAUCAUGUUCGGUCCAGACAAGUGCGGCGAGGAUUACAAGCUGCACUUCAUCUUCCGCCACCAGAACCCUCUGAACAAAGACAUGGAAGAGAAGCACGCCAAGAGGGCUGAUGUCGACCUCAAGAAGUUCUACACUGACAAGAAGACUCACCUUUACACUCUGGUCCUCCACCCAGACAACAGCUACGAGAUGUUCAUCGACCAGUCCAGCGUGAGCCGUGGCAGCCUGCUGCAUGACGUGGUGCCUCCGGUCAACCCACCCAAAGAGAUAGAUGACCCCAGUGACUCCAAGCCGGAGGACUGGGACGAGAGGGCCAAGAUUCCUGAUCCUGAAGCCGUCAAGCCCGAUGACUGGGAUGAGGAUGCUCCAGCAAAGAUUGAUGACCUUGAUGCUUUAAAGCCAGAGGGCUGGCUGGACGACGAACCAGAGUUUGUCCCGGACCCAAACGCUGAGAAACCAGAGGACUGGGAGGAGGAGAUGGAUGGAGAGUGGGAGGCCCCGCAGAUUCCUAACCCGGCCUGUGAGACGGCCCCCGGCUGCGGGGAGUGGAAGCGUCCCAAGAUCAACAACCCUCAGUACAAGGGCAAGUGGAAAGCCCCUCUGGUGGACAAUCCCAACUAUCAGGGAGUCUGGAAGCCGCGCAAGAUCGAUAACCCGGAAUAUUUUGAGGACCUGCAGCCGUUCAGGAUGACACCUUUCAAGGCUGUGGGCCUGGAGCUGUGGUCCAUGACCUCAGAAAUCUACUUUGACAACUUCAUUAUCACCUCUCACAAGGAGGUGGCCGACCGCUGGGCCUCUGACAGCUGGGGGCUGAAGAAACUGGUCGCCAGCGCUAACGAGCCGGGGAUCUUUGCUCAGCUGAUGAUGGCAGCAGAGGAGCGGCCGUGGCUCUGGGUGAUCUACAUCCUGACAGUCGGCCUGCCUAUAGGACUGACUGUACUCUUCUGCUGGCCAAAGAAAUCAGAUGACGACUACGUGUACAAGAAGGUGGACCCUCCCCGGGCUGAUGUAGAAGAAGAGGAGGAGGAGGAGGAUGAGGAAGAAGAGGAGGCAGCAGCAGAUGAGGAGGACAAAGCAGCUGAAGCUACAGAGGGAGCACCAGCUGCAGCAUCAGAAGAGGCUGAGGAGGAGGAGGAGGAGGAGGAGGAGGAGGAUGAAGCUGAUGCUGGAGGCGACAAUCUAGAGGGGGAUGAUGAUGAAGAAGAAGAGGAGGAGGAGGGAGAAGAGGAGAGCAAAGCUCCUGAGAGAACAUUAGAGGAUGAGCCAAAGGAGGGAGGAGACGCUGAAGAGAGCCACAAACAAGCAGUGAGAAAGAGGAGGGUACGGAAAGACUGAGAAGAUGAUCCCACCGCCUACUGUCUCCUUUCUCCCCCAGUGCGGAGGAGGUGGAAGGGCCGUGUCUGCCGCUGCUCCUCCCUUCUCUGAGCGGAGCAGCAUGUAUUUCCUCCAAACCACCUGGUAGCCUGCAGUCACCCCGGCUGCCCCACCCACCCAGGCCACACCCAUCACAGGUCCGCAGUCUCUCUCUCACACACACACACACACACACACACACACACACACACACACACACCACAUCCUGCAUCACCCCCUCUCGGCUCAGAUGAAUCCCUGGAGAUUCUGUGCAUUUAGAUGUUUUCCCUCCUCCGCCCAGAGCUUCCACUUUUCCCUCCUUUUCGUCUUCUCUAAGCUGUCAAAAUGCCUGUCAGCCUAAAGCGGCCCGCCUCUUCCAUGACUGUCCCUGCUGUCCCCGUCAGUCUUCUCUCUGAAUAUACGCCAUCAUAGAUUUACCCGUGUGUCUCCUGUCAGUGCAGACAGCAGAGAGCGUCGGCGCCGCUGUCCUCUCCGCUCCCUCAUCACAUUUUACAGCAUAUCAUCACAGGGGGCGACAUCCUUUAUUCUCCUGUCCUUUGUUUUGAAGAACAUGUCUGAGGACACCGUUUGACAAAGUUCCUUCCCUGUCUGAAGUUGUUGGGGUUCCAAGAACAGGCCAGGAGCUGCUCGGAGAGGCUGCGAUGUUUCUGUAUUUCAGCUGACGAGUCGCCUCAGCUUAGGUUUCAAAGUUUACCUCUUUAAAAAUGGAUGUUCUGUUUAGAUUUUAGCUAGUUUGUAAGGAGCAUCAGUUACUUCUACGUGUUUUUUACUAAGUUAUAGCAAUCUAAGAGUCCAGGGUUAGCACACAUGACCCUAUUUAUUGGCUUAGUUUUAUGCUGGAAUGAAUAAAGAUUUAAUAAUGCAGUGUUUUGAGUGAUUUGAGGCACAUUGCUUAAGCUAUGCCCCUGGUGUGCUCACUCUGAGCCUGGGUCUGUGUGAACCGCCUGAUCAAAACACUGACUGCCUCGGCCAUCAGUUGUCACAGUGACAGAGUGGAUAUGUGCGGCAAACAGCUGGGUAUUUAACCUGCGACAGCGUCUCAUUCAGUCACUACACAGCAGUGUUUUACCACAAGAUCUAGACCAGCUGGAGGUCACAUACGUGAUUGUCGCCUGGGGAAACCAGUGAUGCUAAUUUAUUUGUUUUAUAUUGUCUCAAGCUUUUGUAGUUCAUGUUCAUGCCAGAUUCUGGCAGAAUCUCCCUGUUUACAUUUGUUUGCAAAUUGUACAUUGCUCUUGAAAAU
This is a messenger RNA of Plectropomus leopardus (leopard coralgrouper), 3456 nucleotides long. RefSeq names its product calmegin (gene clgn). The record is from RefSeq and is a predicted model, not a curated record. Lineage: Eukaryota; Metazoa; Chordata; Actinopteri; Perciformes; Serranidae. Gene Ontology annotation, molecular function: calcium ion binding. Gene Ontology annotation, cellular component: endoplasmic reticulum; endoplasmic reticulum membrane. Gene Ontology annotation, biological process: protein folding; ERAD pathway.